Ochotona curzoniae (black-lipped pika) is the source of this 1756-nucleotide messenger RNA. It is a transcript of the gene AAAS, whose product is annotated as aladin WD repeat nucleoporin. Gene Ontology annotation, biological process: nucleocytoplasmic transport. Gene Ontology annotation, molecular function: protein binding. Bases 90 to 1739 code for a protein of 549 amino acids. Gene Ontology annotation, cellular component: nuclear pore. Lineage: Eukaryota; Metazoa; Chordata; Mammalia; Lagomorpha; Ochotonidae. The record is from RefSeq and is a predicted model, not a curated record. The transcript has 16 exons.
UCCUGCUACCCGUCCGUCUACAAAUCGAGCCCGGGAACCGAGGGAGGAGCACGGGCCGGUCGGUGGCGGCCGUCCUCGGGACUGGCAAGAUGUGCUCCUUGAAUUUAUUCCCUCCGCCGCCGCCUCGGGGUCAGAUCACCCUCUACGAGUACAACAACGAGCUGGUGACAGGCAGUAGCUAUGAGAGUCUACCUCCCGACUUCCGGGGCCAAUCGAUCCAUCUUCCUUCCAUCUUCCUCCACCUGACCAAGGACCCCCUCAAGACAGCGGGGAGGCUGGACCACGGCACCAGAGCUGCCUUCAUCCAUCACCGCGAGCAAGUGUGGAAAAGAUGCAUCAACGCUUGGCGCGAUGUGGGCCUUUUUGGGGUGCUGAAUGAAAUUGCAAACGCAGAGGAAGAGGUGUUCCAGUGGGUGAAGACGGCGUCCAGCUGGGCCCUGGCACUGUGCCGAUGGGCAUCCUCCCUCCACGGCUCCCUGUUCCCCCACCUGUCCCUCAGGAGUGAAGAUCUGAUUGCCGAGUUUGCCCAGGUCACCAAUUGGUCCAACUGCUGCUUGCGGGUCUUUGCAUGGCACCCCCACACCAACAAGUUUGCGGUGGCCCUGCUGGAUGACUCGAUUCGGGUGUACAAUGCCAACAGCACCAUCGUCCCCUCCCUCAAGCACCGGCUGCAGCGGAAUGUGGCAGCCCUGGCCUGGAAGCCCCUCAGUGCCUCGGUGCUGGCUGUCGCCUGCCAGAGCUGUAUCCUCAUCUGGACCCUGGACCCUACCUCCUUGUCCACACGGCCCUCUUCUGGCUGCGCUCAAGUGCUGUCUCACCCUGGGCACGCACCCGUCACUAGCCUGGCCUGGGCCCCCAGCGGGGGGCGCCUGCUGUCCGCUUCCCCCGUAGGUGCUGCCAUCCUGGUGUGGGAUGUCUCCACAGAGACCUGUGUCCCCCUUCACUGGUUCCGUGGAGGUGGGGUUACCAACCUGCUCUGGUCCCCUGAUGGCAGCAAAGUCCUGGCCACCACGCCUUCAGCUGUCUUCCGAGUGUGGGAGGCCCAGAUGUGGACUUGUGAGAGGUGGCCCACCCUCUCAGGGCGCUGUCAGACUGGCUGCUGGAGCCCAGAUGGAAGCCGGCUGCUAUUCACCGUUCUAGGGGAACCGCUCAUUUACUCCUUGUCAUUCCCAGAACGCUGCGGUGAGGGAAAGGGCUGCGUGGGAGGGGCCAAGUCAGCCACCAUCGUGGCAGAUCUGUCUGAGACAACCAUCCAGACCCCUGAUGGUGAAGAGAGGCUUGGGGGUGAAGCCCACUCCAUGGUCUGGGACCCCAGCGGGGAACGGCUGGCUGUGCUCAUGAAGGGAAACCCCCGGGUGCGGGAUGGCACACCUGUCAUUCUCCUGUUUCGCACACGUAACAGCCCCGUGUUUGAGCUGCUUCCGUGCGGCAUCAUCCAGGGGGAGCCAGGAGCCCAGGCCCAGCUCAUCACUUUCCACCCUUCCUUCAGUAAAGGGGCCCUGCUCAGUGUGUGUUGGUCCACAGGUUGCAUCGCCCACAUCCCUCUGUACUUUGUCAACGCUCAGUUCCCACGGUUUAGCCCUGUGCUGGGACGGGCCCAGGAGUUCCCGGUUGGUGGCGGCUCCACUCUGCACGACCUGCCCCUCUUCACAGAGAUGUCCCCCAUCUCUGCCCCUUGGGACCCUCCCUCCGGGCCACCACCUGCUCGGACACAAUCCCCUCAUCCGCACCUCCAAUAAAACCCUGUUUUACUUCA